AAUCGGCAAACUAGGCGUGUGCCCUGCCCCCUGCUGAUGACCUCAUUCCUAUUUUCAUUUUGAUAUGUCAGUCAUGCAUGUCAUGCAGGAUCAAAGAUUUUUGUGCAGGAUGUUGUUCGCGGACAAUUGAAAAAAAGACAGCGUCACUGUCAGAGUUACUUAGGCCAUCAUCACCAAAAACAUGGAACCUUCGCAGCAGCAACAGACUGUGGCCGUCCAACAGCAACCCAUGGUCACCGUUCAACCGGAGACAUCUGUUUCCAAUGGAGUCAGGUCUCGUGGUAACUGGAAAGGUUUACGGAUCACUGGUUACUUGCAAGUCAUUCUGGGUGUGAUCUCUGUCCUGUUGGGAAUUCUGGCCAUUGUCUUCCAUACACACAUUUAUUUUGUCGGCUACGCAGUAUGGAUGGGUAUCUGCUUCUACAUUGUAGCAGGGAUCUUAGGCAUAGCGUCCGGAGGAAAACAGAAAACUGGAGUGGUCGCGGGGUACCUGAUCAUGUCCAUCAUUGCAGCUGUUUGUGCAUGUGCUAUGAUCGCGAUGGCUGGUGUGAAUAUUAAUAGUGACAGACAUAUCUGCCCAGAUUGGAUGUAUCAUAAUAUUGAUUAUGAUUUGGCAAGCCGUGUUGGAUGUUCCUCCUCAGAGGGGAGUCGUUUGGCAAUCGAUGCUUUGGUUUUGGUGGUCGGUGUGGCGGUGCUGGUUGUAUCAGUCGUUGGAGCUAGCUUGACUUGCUCAAGUCUGUGUUGCUAUCCCAGCCCAUCCUAUCCAAUGGUGUACUAUCAGAGUGCUCCACAAGUCGUUGCGGCUGGUCAGCCUGCAGUCCAGUAUGCGUUUGUGCCCCAGCAGCAGCAGCAGUUCGUACCCCAGCAGCAGCAGCAGUUCGUGCCCCAGCAGCAGCAGCAGUUCGUACCCCAGCAGCAGUUCGUACAGCAGCCUCAGUUUGGUAACGUGAUGUACCCAGGCCAGCCAAUCAUUGUCACCCCUGCACAGCCCCUCCAGCAACCCCAGGGGCAAGUACAGUACCAGACCACACCCCAGGGGACUGCCCCACCCCAGGCGCAAACCCAAGCUGAAGCUCCACCAGGCUACACGCCGACAGAACCCACCUCCAAAACUUCCAACUUACCUGAAGAUCACCACAGCAAACCGCUCAUUACCUAAAGGUCAAGGGUCAUUGCACUAAAUCUUCAAAAAGGCAAACUGAAAGAUAUUUAUUAUUAUUAAUCAUUUCUGGUAAUGAAACCAAGGAUUCCUCAAAAGCGCCCUAGGCACUGUAGCUCGCAAGCCUGAAGAAACCUGUAGAGAGAAGACAAUGAGAAGAAGUUACAGUUUUAGAAGUGGGAGGAAAAGCCCAGAAGAAUAUUCUGGGUAAAACCCACGAAAUCAAGCAGGGACCGAAAACCCAAUCCACAUAUUGGCCCAGGCGGGAUUCGAACCCGGGUCACAGCGGUGGAAGGCGAGGAAAGUACCGCUAUGACAACCUAACUCCCAUCAUAUUUCUCAUCAUAUCAUCUCACAAUAUCGAAGGAAACCUUUGUUUUUAGUUCUAACUAAAGCAAUUAACCUUUAGCGGGCUAAGCAAAAAAAAAAAAACGAAACCCAAAUUUUGGGAAGUUCUGCAUGUAGC
This is a messenger RNA of Patiria miniata (bat star), 1625 nucleotides long. RefSeq names its product membrane-spanning 4-domains subfamily A member 8-like. NCBI's taxonomy places the organism in Eukaryota, Metazoa, Echinodermata, Asteroidea, Valvatida, Asterinidae. The transcript has 8 exons. Bases 182 to 1159 code for a protein of 325 amino acids. The record is from RefSeq and is a predicted model, not a curated record. Gene Ontology annotation, cellular component: membrane.